AUCACUACUGACCGGAAGUCCUUAACGAUGUCAAAACCAAGCAACUGAUUGUUAUUCUCACGAUGUUUUGAAGAUUUUCUUUAACUUUCGGAUUUUUUAAAUACUUUUUAUUCAUCUCCCAGAACACUGAGCGUUUAUUGAAACGUGCUGUGGAACGCUUAAUCGUUGACCAUGUCGAAUCGCAUCGCUUUCCAGACGCAGUUAGCUUCCAUUAUGGAGGUGCUGGCUAAUGCUGCGGUGGCUGAGAUAUGUAAACUCGUUGACGACGACUACGCGAUUAUAAACUUACAGAUGACUCAAUGUCAGCGUGAAAACAAAUCGCUGAAGAGAAAACUUCACAUACUGGAGCUUAAGAUGGCACGAGGGUUUGCAGAGAGAAGGAUGAAUUCACUGAAUCGCACUAACCGAGUUCAAGUGAACGCCGCUUUGUCUGAGAAAUACAGGAACCAACCAAACGACGUCCUGUAUGGAGCUCAGUUUAACACGGGACUGUGGAGAGGUGGAGCGACAGACUCGACUCCUCAGCAGGCUGUAACGUUAAAUGAAAGUAACAGUAUGACAGGAGAUGCAGUAAUUUCAGAAGUAAACACCGUGCUGAUAAAGGAUGAGAUGUUUGAGGAGGACCAAACACAGCAGAGAUUGUUCAUCAGAGAUGGUGAAGUAACAAAUACUCCACCACAGACUGGAGAAGCUGGUUUUAGAGAUGUUCAGAUGGUGAAAGAUGAUGAUCAAGUCUCUGGGAUGCAGCUACCGACUUUGGAGCAGCAAGGACAGGUGGAAGAUGGAGAACCUGAAACAAUAGUGAUAAAGGAGGAUCUAAAUGACCAGUGGGAAAGAAGCCAGACACAAUCCAUAAUUGUGCAGGAUGCUGAGUCAAAUACAGACAUUUGUAGUGGGAGACUUUCUACCUCACCAGCCAAAAGCUCUGUUGCACCUGGAACAGAGAAGCCUAUAGAAGUGGAAUUUUCCCAUUUGAAUGAUGAUAGAAGCCAGAAAACCGACUUUUCUCCAUCCACUGGACUGCAAAUAAACAUACAGGGUACUGUGGAGCCUAGUAGCUCUCAACAGCACAGGUACCACAAGUUUGUUGUUCAACCUAGCAAGGGUCUAACAACAGGAGAAACGGCAGCUCUCACAGACUCAGGGCAUGUACCCAAGGGAAUGGUGAAAAGCAGAACUUCACCCAAGAACCAUGAAAAGACAGCCACUGAAAUUUCUGGAAAAGGCUGCUUGUAUGAGAGACCUGCAGAGCAUAAAACUAGCUUUACACACUGGCCCACACAUCCAUCCUGCUCAUAUACAGAGUCGGACCAGGAUCAAGACUGUAUGCUGGUUCAGUCAGACACUGUAUCAUCUGUUAGAAGCUCCAAAUGUGGACGGGAUGGAGUGCCAUCGACCCACACACAUACUGUUAUAAAUGCAGGUGCAGGAGAGGGACCUAUACGAGAAGAUGAAAGAUGGAAUCAAGCUGCCAUUUUGAGGCAAAGCCAAACUGAAACAGAGACCGCGAGUGCAACAAACCCCUCAUAUUUCACUGUGAUUCCUCAAAUGAGGUCCAACUUCACUCAGCCUGGGCCUUCUUUUGCUGGGCUGCAACUACCAAAGCAAAUGGACAAAGGUAGACGGAAAAGUUACGUUUGUAAGUACUGUGGAAAGGGAUUCCCUGGGCUGUCCAAUGUCGUGGCACACCAGCGAGUGCAUACAGGAGAGAGGCCCUUUAGGUGUGAUACAUGUGGCAAGCUGUUCACAGAGGCAGGCAACCUGAAGAAACACCAAAGAGUUCACACAGGAGAGAAACCCUUCAUCUGUUCCCGCUGUGGGAAACGAUUCGCCUGGAUCUGCAACCUCAAGACACAUCAGCAGUCAUCCUCCUGUGAAGGAGUCUGAUAUAAUUAAACAUAUCUGAUGACGAUGCAGGGCUUCCAACUUAUGCCUUCUAUGAAUCCAGUGUUUUUUGAAUGCCAAAGCAAUCAUUAUAAUUAGUGAUUGGAAGGUUGAUACCGGGGCUCCGACGCAGUUUUCACACACGCUGUACCGAUGCUUGUACGACGUUUGAACGUUUGAACGUUGAGCUUCGAACGUCAUGCAGUAUCGGAAGGUCGGGGAGGCAUUAUUUAUUUCAUGAUUUAACACUAUACUUAAACUAUAACAUAAAUCAUUGAUCAAUUAUGGGGCACCGCUAGUAAUUUUGGGACCUAUGAAAGAAUAUGAGGUUGGGCCCUGUUGCUAUUAAUGUAAUCGAUCUCUGAGGGCCCCAGAAGUGCGUGGGCCCUUGGUAUUGUCCUAACAUUCCCCCCUUUAGCGGGGCUCCGUGAACCCGUUGACCAGGCAGGCUACACAUAACACGAGUUGUGGUUUCAUUGGUACCAAUUAAUUUAGAUCAGAUUAGAUAGAACUGUACUGAUACUAGACCCAGAUUGAUUUCCACUCUUGUUGUAUGUCACUGACUUCUGAAGCUUUGUUUGGUCACCUGCUCUUUCUUGUCUGCGGUGACUUCUAGAUAAUAUAGUGGAGAAAACAAGUCUGACCACGCGAUGUCGCUAAUGCUCAUUGUGUUCAAAGCUUUGAAUUUGAUGAAAGACUCAAACGCUUCAGAAAGCUUCUGUUUCCCAUCACUAAUUAUCAUAAAUCUGUAAUAAAUUUAAAUGGGGAUAAGAAAUAUGAACCGAUUCAUUAAUAAGAUUAAGAUGUAUUGGUGUUACCAGUGACUAACUUACUCUUACGUUAAUGUUCAAUAUCCGUGAAUUGUAAUACUGACAGUGAACAGCAGGUGGUGCACGAGUACUAAUAAUAAAAGAGCGCCCCAUCUGGGUUUUCUUUGUAUUCCAAAAAGUCUCAUAUUUUAAGUAAUUUAAGUUAUUGAAUAUAAUUAAAUUUUCGUUUAUUAAUGUAA
Molecule: messenger RNA, 2893 nt
Organism: Pimephales promelas (fathead minnow)
Lineage: Eukaryota; Metazoa; Chordata; Actinopteri; Cypriniformes; Leuciscidae
Biological process (GO): embryo development; regulation of transcription by RNA polymerase II
Cellular component (GO): nucleus
Molecular function (GO): RNA polymerase II transcription regulatory region sequence-specific DNA binding; DNA-binding transcription factor activity, RNA polymerase II-specific
Source: RefSeq, a predicted model, not a curated record